This is a messenger RNA of Protobothrops mucrosquamatus (brown spotted pit viper), 1931 nucleotides long. It is a transcript of the gene APOO, whose product is annotated as apolipoprotein O. Lineage: Eukaryota; Metazoa; Chordata; Lepidosauria; Squamata; Viperidae. Gene Ontology annotation, cellular component: MICOS complex. Bases 36 to 725 code for a protein of 229 amino acids. The record is from RefSeq and is a predicted model, not a curated record. Gene Ontology annotation, biological process: cristae formation. The transcript has 9 exons.
CAGUACCCGUAUAUCAAGCGCAUACUUUUUACGUCAUGAGCCCUGGCUACACUUCAGGAGAACACAUUUUCACCGCCAUGUUCAAGAUAAGGCAGUUGAUUGCUGCACCUGGUACCUUAAGCUUGCUUGCUGUGCAGGUUUAUGCUGAUUCUGCUGAGAAUAAAUCUUCCAAAAAGAACCUACUAAAGGUUGAUGAGCUUUCACUCUAUACCAGUCCAUCACCAAAAUCAAAGUAUGUGGAAGAUCCAGAGUCACAACUGGAAGAAACUAUUUCUCAUCUGCGGCAUUCUUUGGAGCCAUACGCAGCUUGGGUUCAGGACUGUACUGGUAAAGUUAUGCCUAAGAUAGAAAAGGCCUGUGAAUAUGUUAAAGAGAAUUAUGAAAUCAUCAAAGCUCCACCUCCAGGAUUUUAUCCAAGGCUUGGUGUUAUAGGUUUUGCUGGUAUUGUUGGAUUGUUCUUGGCAAGAGGUUCCAAAAUUAAAAGAUUGGUGUACCCGAUAAGCUUCAUGGGGAUUGGUACUGCUCUCUACUAUCCACAGCAAACAGUUGCUGUUGCCAAGGUAACUGGCCUCCGCCUAUAUGACUGGAGUCUACGAGCAUAUAUAAGCCUAGAAUCUCUUUGGAAAGAUAGUUCAAAAAAGAAAAGGUCUGCAAAAGCAAGUAACAAGUCCGAUGCAGAAAAUGAAAAAGAAUUGAAAGUACAAGAAGAAAGAGCCAUAAAAUAAAAUACUCCAUUACUACUUGUUGAACAGAAUCUAUGAAGAUUGAACAUGGUUUGCCACUGUCUUUGCUUUGGAAAAGUUGACUUGAAAACUGACUGAAUAAGAAGUACUAUGGUUGUAUUCUGCCAGCUUUGGACUUACGGUCAAAGUUCUGCAUGAUUAUCUUAGGAUCCUUCAAGGGUCUCUCUCUGAAUUCCUGAGCAAUACUUGCAAAGAAAUACAUUUAAUUAAAUGUAAUGAUAUGUAAUGCUAAAUACAUGUUUAAGAUUAGGCUGCAAAUUAAAUCUCAAAACUUCUUAGACCCUUGUUACUGUUCAUAGGCUUAAUUAAAAUGAAUAUUGAAAAACAUUGAUCUCUUUGUUUUUCUUCUAUUAAUUAAAUUGUGCUAUCUUACUAGCAUUUGCAUAGAAAAUUAAGAAGAGAAAAUGAAUAAUAUUUUUGGUAAGUAACAAAACUAACUUGUCAAAGGGGGUAGGGGGGAAAAAUCAGAAAUGCAGUAGGUGUUGUCUGAAUUUUCCCUUUCCUCUGCAAAUUAAAUUCUUCUGGAUAACAGAAAUCAAUGGGAAAUAUAUAAUGGAGCAUCUGUGAGCUUGCUUCUGUAGACUGAUGGGAACAAAACUCUCCUUUAAGCAUUUUUUUCUUGCUUGAAUGCACAGUUGAGUAUGGAUGGGAACUAAUUAUAGCAUAAUUAAUGAUUUAUUCUUGGGCAUCCAUAAAGAAAAAUUAUGCAGUAUAAAAAUCCAAACAUCCAACCCUAGAUUGGGGAUGACAGAUAGAAUUUAAAUUGUUUACAGCUAUUUGCAUGAAAUGUCUCUGAUGGGGGAAAAAAGGUUAACACAAUAAUAAAAUACGUUUUCAAUUUCAGUGUCAAAUAUAAACAUUUACAAAUGAAACAAGCAGACAAAAUAAGCACUGAGAAUUUACAUAUGUUAAGGAUAUUAAACACAUUUUCCUUUAAACACUUUAAGACAUUUAAUUUUCAAAACGUACAAUAUCUUUGACAAUUAUGUGAAAUUUCUUUUAUAAUUCAUCAAGAGGUUAUAAAGGAAAUGCGGUCUUGUAUGAAUGUAAUUCUGUAUUAAACUGGUUGGGGUGAUUAUUGGUACUUAAUUUUCUUUGUGUCUUCAUAAUUUUCAGCAUGUAUGCAUGUAUACAGAGGGAAAGAUAAAUCAUAAUGGAUCUAAUGUGUAUGAUGAUUAUAAAAGAGCC